AUUGCUAAAGUGCCUCAAGUGAGUUAUCAGCAUGGCAGUGGUUAUUAUGGAGAUAUUACUGUAGGAGAACCACCACAAACAUUUCAAGUUGUAUUUGAUACUGGUAGUUCUGAUGUAUGGGUAGUAUCCAGUAAAUGUACAACAACAGGUUGUGCGAAUCAUCGACAAUAUACAGCACAACAAUCUCGUACUUAUCGGAUGGUGAUGGAAGUGAAUUAUGGUACAGGACAUGUAAGAGCAUGGUUGGGACGAGAUACGGUAUGUGUGGGAGGCAUGGUAUUGAAGGAACAAGUGAUUGGGGAAGCCACGUCGUUAUCGCAUGAUUUUAUGGGCACACCGUUUGAUGGGAUCUUCGGCUUGGGAUUAGCUGCUCUGGCCAGUUCCAAACACUCACCUCCGUUUUAUACAAUGAUGGAUGAACAAUUAUUGGAUGAUCAACUGUUUGCUCUUUAUAUUCAACCACGUGGGGGUGAAAUUGAUUUUGGGGGUAUCGAUCGAUCUCGGUUCAGUGGUCGUUUGAUCUAUAGUCCUUUGGUGGAUGAUCAUUAUUGGCAAAUUCAGUUGGAUGCAGUUGAUUUGCAGAACGGGGACAAACAGGUACGUUUAGGUGCUCGUAAGGCCAUUGUCGAUAGUGGGACGACGUUGUUGAUUGUUACCCCCGACGAUGCUGAAACCAUCCAUGGUGCUAUUGCUGGUGCCGUCGCUAAUGGGGAUGCUACUUGGUCUAUUCCUUGUAAAGAUGUUGCCUCUUUACCACCUCUCAGGAUCUCCCUUGGCAAUGAUGUCUUGUCUUUACCUAGUUCGGCUUAUGUGUUGGAUCCUCUUCAUUCUUCUACCACCAUGUGUCUCUCUGGGAUCUCGGGUCAAGUACUGAACUAUGAUGAAGAAACUUGGAUUUUAGGUGAUACUUUUAUGAAACACUAUUAUACGGUCUUUGAUUAUGGUAGACGUCAAAUUGGAUUUGGCGAGGCGAAUUCUGAU
This is a messenger RNA of Halteromyces radiatus, 981 nucleotides long. RefSeq names its product aspartic peptidase domain-containing protein. Lineage: Eukaryota; Fungi; Mucoromycota; Mucoromycetes; Mucorales; Cunninghamellaceae. The record is from RefSeq and is a predicted model, not a curated record. The transcript has 4 exons. The annotation marks the transcript as partial. Gene Ontology annotation, molecular function: aspartic-type endopeptidase activity. Gene Ontology annotation, biological process: proteolysis.